Molecule: messenger RNA, 999 nt
Organism: Diaporthe batatas
Lineage: Eukaryota; Fungi; Ascomycota; Sordariomycetes; Diaporthales; Diaporthaceae
Exons: 2
Coding region: 1-999 (332 amino acids)
Biological process (GO): lipid metabolic process
Molecular function (GO): phosphoric diester hydrolase activity
Source: RefSeq, a predicted model, not a curated record
AUGCUUAUAUUGAGACUUGGUAUAUACCUCUCACCCCACUACAAUUUCCACGCCGGAUUAGAUCGAAUUCCUAACGACCCUUUCGAUAUCCGGUUUGGGUCCGAGAUUAGCGCCAAUAGCCCCAACGUCUGGAGCGAAGAACGCCAGCUAUUUCUGCGUAACGUUCUGCCGGUACCGGUCCAUUCUCAUAACGAUUACGAGCGCCGCAUUCCUCUCUUCGAGGCACUCGGGUCCGGGUGCAUAAGCGUUGAGGCCGAUGUCCACUUGAAAGACAAUGAUCUCCUGGUCGGGCACUCUGACGCAAGCCUACGCAGAGACGUCACGCUACGCUCUUUGUAUUUGGAGCCACUACAACGCAUCUUGGAAGCUCAGAAUGUGGCGACUAGUUCUCGACGCGGCGUUUUCAACCUCGCCCCUGAGCAGACUCUGGUUCUCCUCGUGGACUUUAAAAGCACAGGGCCUGAAGCUUUUGCAGAGAUGCACGCCCAACUAGAACCAUUGCGAGACCUUGAUUUCCUCACCUACUGGGACGGUACGACUCAAAUAACGAGGCCCCUUACCGUCGUAGCAUCAGGAAACACCAACUUUGACUCUGUGCUUGCCCUGAACGAGACCCACAGGGACAUAUUUUGGGAUGCCAAGCUUGAAGUGUUGGCCGCCGCCGAUGACAACCCAGAUAAAGAUUCACCCACGUUCAAGUUCAAUCAGUCGAACUCUUACUAUGCCUCGACAGAGUUUAGGAACGCCAUGAUUUACGCCUACGACCGCGAUACCGACACACCCCCUACGCAACUAGAACAAGCAAGAGUAAGAGGCUUGCUGACACGAUAUUGGGACACCCCAGCAGAGCCUCCAAACUUGAGGGAGGUUGUAUGGAGGGUAUUGGUUGACGCUGGCGUCGGCGUUCUGAACGUGGAUGAUCUGGCUGCUGUGAGAGCAAGGGCCAAGGGGGUGGGAAGCAUUGGAAAGGACACCACCCGUCCCUUGAUUAAGUUUUAG